UACAACUCCAAUGAUGCUACUACAAAAUGUUAAAAGUUUUAAUUAAGUAUUAUUGAUGAUAUAAUUUUCUGAUAUAUAGUUUCUAAGUAAUGUUAUGUGAAAUUUGUAUCCCCUUCAAGGCGAAAACAUUGUACAUAUAAAGUUUGUCAUCUUUUGUAACCAAAUGUUUUGAGCAAAUAAACUAUGAUUUGAUUUGAGUUCCAUCAUAUAGUACCUAUAAUGGAGCGAUGUUAAAGGUAUAUUUCCGAGCAAACAUUCCACUAAGAAAAUAUCUAUUGACGCUAACAUCUAAAGAGAAGGGGGAGACUGCCAGCGAUAGCUUUGAUUAAAUUCAGCAAGGCGACUUUAACAAAGACUUUAAAAAAGAAUCCCCAAACGCAUGUCCAAAAUCGACGCAUGCGUGCGUGGCUGGUUUAAUGAUUUGCCGCACUAAAGAACAUAGGAUUAUUUUACAUUAAGUCGUAUUACCGUAGCUUAAGCUGCAAUUUACAAAGUUUAGCUAAAGUCGGUGGAGUACUCGAGUAAGGUUGUAAUGCAAGUGUUAGAUGUGUCGGCAAGCUCAGGCUGACGAUGAGUUCCCCCAAACUUAACGAAAGAUGUCCAAGCAGCAUGAGCAACGGGAAAAAACACCUCAGUACCGAAUCCAAAGAGGACUCCCUCGACAAUUCUAUACGGGAGUCAAUAAAGUCUGAACGUGCUGGGGGGAAAGCAGAAGAGGACUGUCGGCGGAGGACUAUCAUUGUUGAAAAGAAAAAUGGCAGCUAUGGAUUCACACUGCAGAGCUACGGCAUUCACUAUAAAAAGGAGCAAGAGAUAGAGGUGAUAACAUACGUGGACCAUGUAGAAGCAGAGGGCCCUGCAGCGGCUGCAGGUAUGCGGGAGGGUGACGUCAUCCUAUCCAUCAAUGGGAUGGACGUGGAACGCUCUGACCACGUCACCAUCGUCUCUGCCAUCAACUCUUGCGACUCCCGUAUGCGCAUUGUGGUCAUAUUUGAAGACUGCGUCCGCAAAGUCGAACUCCACCUCAAGUACAUUAAUAUUCAACGUACUUUGCAAUCUAAAAUGCGUGAACUGGAACAGCUAAGCAUUAGGGAGAGGCAAGUUUAUGACACAAAUUGGAAAACGCACAGUCUACCUUCCCAAAAGAAAAAAUCUUCGCCAUCCGAUAUUAUAUCCGACAGUGAGGAGAAUAAUGUAACUGAUAGUGUUAAUAGUGUAUACUGUCGACCUACUUUGUCGAGCGAGAACGUCACAACCUCAAAACCCCCACAGGCUAACGUAUUCAUGUACCAAUACUUGGACCCGAGAUACGGAGCUUGUAUCAUUCAACCAAACUUGCGAACUGGAGGUUUUGUAAUAACCGUAGGAUCGCCAAGAAAUAGACGCGAGUGCCAUCAUUAUGUGGUGAAGACUUCAGGUGAAUGUCAUCGCGCUUCUGAGGAGUACAAGCCUGCCAACGGAAAACAUACUAAAACACACAGAAGUAGCCAUAGUCAUGGAUGCGCCCCUUGUAUGCCGGCCUAUAAUAAUCAAGAUGCAAACAGUUUGGAGGCUUAUGACUUGGCUAGUCCUUGCUGCGAUCCACAUUGUGUACCUAACUCUAGAAAGAAAGUUCGUCGGAAGAAAGAAUGUUCUAAGGAGCAUAAAAGGAAGGAGAAAAACCAACAAGUUGACAAAUCAACUCAAAAACCCGAUACUUGCGCACACGGUCACACGAAGAAAGUCUGUAACUCCGGCCAUUGUUCUAGUCGAUAUCGUUAUUUGGCGACCGAAUCGACCCAAACAAGCCAGUGUAGCUUACAAUCGUAUGCUACCAGUAACGCCACUAUUCCUUGUGAUAACUCAGCUUCUAGCUACAGUACUUCGCUCAGUAGCGAUACACUUUUUUGGGACAACGACCGCUCAGAGGCAAAAUCGUCCCCAAAGAUACAAUAUCAAAGUUCACAUCAGCACGUCAAGCCAAAAUCUUGGGAUAAUUUGGCAACGAAAGCUAUUGGAGGAUAUGGUUUCGGUUAUGGUUAUUUGGAUACCAGCGUUAAGCAUCAGAAUAGAUCAAAAAGUCAUGGAAGAAGCCACAGUGGCCGCAGCGCCCAAGUACAUCAUGAUUGCCAGCACCAUCCCCAGGAGAAACACACUCACAGGCAGAAUGGGACACCGCAUCACUACCCUGUUUACGGCAGGAGUCAUAGCCAUUGCCCUCCGACUAAGUCUACAGAAAGUUUGAUCGUAGUCCCCAAGUAUCAGCUGGAGAGUAGUGGUUCAGAAAGCCGCCUGGCCUGCGAUUGCACCGACGCUACCGAGUACUAUCGUCGUGUGGGCCCUACAAAAAGUCCUGGAGAAACUCAUCCAACUUAUUACUCGCAGCGCUUCGUGUAUCACGCACAUUCGUAUAAGAAGAAAGACUCAAAUGUGAGCUCCGAAAUAACUAGAUUGUAAGGAACAUUUUGCUCAAUUUGAAGCGGCUUAAUACAUAAAUUUAAUUAGUUCUUCAGUGAGAUUCACCAGUAUUAUAAUAAUAGCAUGUAAGUGUAAGAUUCAAGAGUGUUCACAUUAUUUAACAAUGCACAAAAUGGAGCAAUAAUUUUUAUCUAAUAAAUAAUAAUAGUGAUAAUACAGCCACAAAAUUUUACAUAGUUAAAUUCGCUAAAUUGUGUCGUAUUUUUAGGAGACAUUUUGUACCUAUCCGUAAUAAGUGCGUUACAUAACGACGCAAUCAACGUUCAGACCCAUUUUAAACAGUUUUAUCAGCUUUAUACUCGUUGAAUUAUACAUAGUUUUUAAUAAAAAAAUACAAUG
Molecule: messenger RNA, 2796 nt
Organism: Bicyclus anynana (squinting bush brown)
Lineage: Eukaryota; Metazoa; Arthropoda; Insecta; Lepidoptera; Nymphalidae
Gene: ssp6
Exons: 3
Coding region: 571-2436 (621 amino acids)
Molecular function (GO): protein binding
Source: RefSeq, a predicted model, not a curated record